UUCAUUCCAUGGUUGUUCAUUCUGUAGAUGCUGAAUUGAUUUCUGUGCAAUUAAACGUCAGAGAGAGUUGUGCCGUUAAUAGUUAGCAUGUCAGUGGUUAGUAUUUCAUCGGCAUAUAGUAGUUCUUAACUUUGGAAUAUUUGCAUCCGUAAAUGAUGGUCAGCGUUUUUAAAUACAUACUGGCACCGAAGUUAUACAAGCAGUAUGGUGUGGGUUCCUGCCAGGUUCUCUACGAGCCUAACAGUCUAGAGAAAUGGGGUGAUCAAAUAUUAUCAACGUUAUCUUUAAUGUGGAACAUUGGAUAUUACACUUCACCGAUAAUAUUAACGUUCCUGGUCCGUCGUGGUUAUUUUGCUGUUGAAUCAAUGCUGUCUUUAGUCAAGUUUGCUGCUGGAAUAGGAGUGCUUCUCAUGAUAUCGUUAUGCAUGAGAGGAAUCGGACGGUCAAAAUCAGAUUCUUAUGUUAACUUCAUGAAAGUCUUUAAUAAAUAUGGUAGCAUGCCCUGUGCUGAAACUAGAAGAGCGUUAGCGUUAUUCGAUUUUGAUUUUAGAAGCUGGCCCAUCGAUUUCGAAAUUAGUCAAGCAAGGAAUAGUAAAACUAUUUUCCAAAAAUUGAGCCGGAUGAAAUUCCUUUUAAAAUCAGCACUACCAUGUCAAGUGGCUGCAUACUUUGCCGUCCAAACGUUUGGUAUCAGAAUGAUUUAUCCUGGUUGCGUGAAGCUUAUUCAGGUUUUCAUUGAACCUGUCUUGAUCCAAGGAAGAUGUAAACUGAUUGAACAAGAAAAGGCAGUAAGAUACAAACUGAAAACAUGUGACUUGAACGAAAUUGACGCUGUAUUUAUUGACAAUCGCAAUAAAAACGAUAAUGGAAAAAUACUAGUAAUCUGCUCAGAGGGCAAUGCAGGCUUUUAUGAAAUUGGAAUAAUGUCAACGCCUCUUUCCAAGAAAUAUUCUGUUGUUGGUUGGAAUCAUCCUGGGUUUGCUGGGAGCACUGGGUUACCUUUUCCAGCCCAAGAUGAGAAUGCGAUCGAUUCCGUUAUGCAGUUUGCUUUGAAUUAUUUAGGGUUUCCACUCGAAAAUAUCAUACUGUUUGGUUGGAGCAUUGGGGCUUAUUCAACUCUUUGGGCUGCAAAGAAUUACCCAGAUAUAAGAGGAAUAAUCCUGGAUGCAACAUUCGACGAUAUUCUUUACUUAGCGUUGCCUAAAAUGCCCAACAUGUUUUCUGGUGUAGUUGAAUUGGCAAUUCGAGAAUAUGUCAAUUUAAAUAAUUCUGAACUGGUCAAACAAUACAGUGGCCCAAUAUUGAUGAUAAGACGAACUGAGGAUGAGAUAAUUUGUACACAUGAAAAUAAUAUCAAUACAAAUCGAGGGAAUUAUUUGUUAUUAAAUAUGUUAAGAUAUAGAUUUCCAAAUAUUUUCAAACUUUCCCAAAUGGAAUUAGCUUCAAAGAUUCUUUCUAAACCACUGGACAAACUCUCAGAAAACCGUGAGGAUCAAGAGUGCUUUUCACUGUUGGCAUCGUAUGUUUCUGUCAACAAAAACUGUUAUCCUCUUCCUAUUGGUGAAACAUUUAACGAAAUUCAAAGAAAUAAUUUAGUGGAGUUUUUGAUCCGAAAACAUUUACGAGAUUUCAAAUCAACUCAUUGCACACCGUUGCCAGCAGAGUUCUUCGAUCUACCUUGGAAUAUAUCUGUAGAAACCGAUUUUAUUCCUACAUAAAUAUCGUCGUGUUUGCUUAAACAAUUUAUAAAAUUGAAUUAGGCUAAUUCACUUUGGUAUAUUCCUAUCAAGAAUAAAUUGUCGAAUUUAUUAAUACGUUCAACUGUAUCUAAUUCAUAUAUUAUACACAGUUGAAAGAAAGUUA
Molecule: messenger RNA, 1863 nt
Organism: Hermetia illucens (black soldier fly)
Lineage: Eukaryota; Metazoa; Arthropoda; Insecta; Diptera; Stratiomyidae
Product: phosphatidylserine lipase ABHD16A
Exons: 11
Coding region: 153-1718 (521 amino acids)
Biological process (GO): phosphatidylserine catabolic process; monoacylglycerol catabolic process
Cellular component (GO): endomembrane system
Molecular function (GO): monoacylglycerol lipase activity; glycerophospholipase activity
Source: RefSeq, a predicted model, not a curated record